Messenger RNA from Suillus bovinus, 668 nucleotides. RefSeq lists its product as uncharacterized. The transcript has 6 exons. Lineage: Eukaryota; Fungi; Basidiomycota; Agaricomycetes; Boletales; Suillaceae. The record is from RefSeq and is a predicted model, not a curated record. The coding region runs from base 160 to 480 and encodes 106 amino acids.
CGACGCAUAGCCAAAAACAUCAACAAGAUCCCCAGAAAUGUAGCACCUGUGCUAAAGUUGUCCAGCCAACGUAAUGCAAACAGUAUAUAAGCACCUUAUCUUCUGAGCAUUAAUCUUCACUCAAUCACCUACACCGUGACCUAUCAUCAUCUCAUCACCAUGCCUCACCAUCAUCAUGAUCACAACAGACACGAAGACCUUUCCAAUGCAUACGCACAGGUCACUAAUGCGCCCCACAAGGCGAAGCUCUCUCAUGAGCUGAUCGCUGCCGCAGCUUCUUACGAGGCAAUGAAAGCUUACAACGAGCACUGCGAGAGGAACGGCAAGCCUGCAAGCCACGACAAGGCCAAGGAACUCAUGGCUGGAUUUGCCGGAGCCUUCAUCGACCACAUGGUUGAGACGAAGGGUUUGGACCUCAUGGACAGGCAAAGGGCCAAGCAUCAUGCUAAGGAAACCGCCUACGAAAGGUCUGGUUAUUAGUCGUCAGCAGCAACCUCAUGCAACCCAAUACCCACCAAUGUCAUCGUUGAUAGCCAUGUAACAUGAAAUAAGUGUGACGAUAAUAUAUACAACCAUAAGGACUUUAUGAUAUGGAUAUGCAUCAUCUGAUAUAAAAGACAUAUAAAUACAAUCCGUGAAAGCGAGCAUGUCUAGGUUGCAGAAGUUAU